Molecule: messenger RNA, 1104 nt
Organism: Dunckerocampus dactyliophorus (ringed pipefish)
Lineage: Eukaryota; Metazoa; Chordata; Actinopteri; Syngnathiformes; Syngnathidae
Gene: tma16
Product: translation machinery associated 16 homolog
Exons: 7
Coding region: 148-735 (195 amino acids)
Cellular component (GO): nucleus
Source: RefSeq, a predicted model, not a curated record
CAAACGGUUUGCGUCUUUACGACGUCUUUACAGUAGGACUUUUCUAUAUUGACCUUUAUUUUACCCGAUCACAUUUUCUAGACGUACAGCUUCCGCUUCCGGUCGGUUUUGUCAACAGUGGGCAGCACGAGUUACCCAUCAGAAAAAAUGCCGAAGAAUCGGAAACAGAAGGGCAAACCUGCGGAGAAGGUUGUCCAUCCGUACAGCAGGAAAGCUGCCUACUUGGCCAGCGAGGAAAUACGACUAAAGAAGAAAGAAAGACAGAAAAUUGAGAAGGCAGCACGUCUGAACACCAUUGGGGAGAAGCUGCUGUGGUUCCAGGCGCAGCUGGACCCGCAAAAGACCAGUUACACCAAAAAGGAUGCUUGUGACAUAAUUGAAAGGUACCUUCAGAGGUUUGAUUCGGAGCUGGAGCAGAUUGAGCUGGUGAACAGCAUCAAAGGUCGUCAAGGUCGUCUCCACUGUGCCAGAGAGAGCACCAUCAAGCAGAAUAUCGAGCGGGAGCGAGCGCAGUACGAGGGCGUGGGAUUGGAGAUCCCAGACUUCAUCAACACAAAACACCUGAAAACCUUCAGGGAAUGGACAGGGGACUUGAAGAAACUUCCAAAUAUUAAACUGAGAAAGGUCUCAAACAAAGGUGUGGAAGUGAUGGACACGGGAGAGGAGAAGAACGAUGCUGCUGAAGAAGAGAAAGAAGAGUUGGAUGAAAAGGAAAAGAUGUCUGACUCCAGUUGAUUUUGUGUACAUUUAUUGCAAAUACAGUAGCAGUCACAGGUUGGAGACACCUUCACAUUGAUUAGCUGGGGUAGGGGGUGGGGGUGUCUCCAAACCUUUCACCAGCAGAUGGCGCCAGAUGUAGAAAAAGUGGUGCCGUAUAUUUCAGGUGGAAGCUUCUACAUUGCAUUCAUAUUCCUUCCUAGACAGGAAAAGUAUCCUUAGUAGAUACCAAAGUGGUCGUCAUGAAAGACUACAUCUGGCCUUCACCUUUUAAAAGAUUUCACAACGCCACAAUCAUGCUUCUAGACUCUUCUUUGGUGUUGGAUUGUCCAGAAGAAACCACAAAUAAACCUUACGUUAUCUUUAUGGAGCAGCAAAUGACCUUUU